Molecule: messenger RNA, 2742 nt
Organism: Grosmannia clavigera kw1407
Lineage: Eukaryota; Fungi; Ascomycota; Sordariomycetes; Ophiostomatales; Ophiostomataceae
Product: ribonucleotide reductase large subunit
Exons: 4
Coding region: 1-2742 (913 amino acids)
Biological process (GO): deoxyribonucleotide biosynthetic process; DNA replication
Cellular component (GO): ribonucleoside-diphosphate reductase complex
Molecular function (GO): ATP binding; ribonucleoside-diphosphate reductase activity, thioredoxin disulfide as acceptor
Source: RefSeq, a predicted model, not a curated record
AUGUUUGUCCGCAAGCGUGACGGACGCCAGGAGCGUGUCCAAUUCGACAAGAUCACGGCUCGUGUAUCACGGCUGUGUUAUGGCCUCGACACUGAGCACAUUGACCCUGUGGCUAUCACCCAAAAGGUCAUUUCUGGCGUUUAUGGCGGCGUGACGACCGCCCAGCUAGACGACCUGGCUGCAGAGACUGCUGCGUACAUGACAGUCACCCACCCUGACUAUGCGGUCCUCGCUGCUCGCAUUGCGGUUUCCAACCUCCACAAACAGACCAAGAAGCAAUGGUCAGCGGUCAUCACCGACCUGUACAACUAUGUCAACCCCAGAAACAACACACUGUCGCCUAUGAUCUCUAAGGAGACAUACGAUUGUGUGAUGCGCCACAAGGAGGACUUUGAUUCAGCUAUUGUCUAUGACCGUGACUUCAACUACCAAUACUUUGGCUUCAAGACCCUGGAGCGGUCCUACCUGCUCAAGCUGAACGGUAAGAUUGUCGAACGGCCACAGCACAUGAUCAUGCGCGUGGCAGUUGGCAUCUGGGGUGACAACGUGGAGCGUGUUGUUGAGACGUACAACUACAUGUCCAACAAGUUCUUCACGCAUGCCUCGCCCACCCUCUUCAACGCCGGCACCCCGCAGGCCCAGAUGUCGUCUUGCUUCCUCGUGGAUAUGAAGGAUGACAGCAUUGAGGGUAUUUAUGACACUCUCAAGACCUGCGCCAUGAUCUCCAAGACAGCCGGUGGAAUUGGCCUCAAUGUCCACCGCAUCCGGGCUACUGGCUCCUACAUCGCCGGUACAAACGGCACGUCCAACGGUAUCGUCCCCAUGCUCCGUGUCUACAACAACACGGCUCGCUACGUGGACCAGGGCGGAAACAAGCGCCCUGGUGCUUUCUGCAUCUACCUUGAGCCUUGGCACGCCGAUGUCUUUGAAUUUCUCGACCUGCGCAAGAACCAUGGCAAGGAGGAGAUCCGCGCCCGCGAUCUGUUCCUGGCCCUCUGGAUCCCUGAUCUGUUCAUGAAGCGUGUGGAGAAGAAUGGCGAGUGGACACUGAUGUGCCCCAACGAGUGCCCUGGCAUGGCGGACUGCUACGGCGAAGAGUUUGAGGCCCUGUACGAGAAGUAUGAGCGCGAAGGUCGCGGCCGAAAGACGGUCAAGGCCCAGAAGCUCUGGUACGCCAUUCUCGAGGCUCAGACGGAGACGGGCAAUCCGUUCAUGCUCUACAAGGACCACUGCAACCGCAAGAGCAACCAGAAGAACCUGGGCACCAUCCGCAGCUCCAACUUGUGCACGGAGAUCGUGGAGUACUCUGCCCCAGAUGAGGUGGCUGUCUGCAACCUGGCCUCUCUGGCCCUGCCGUCUUUUGUUGACUACACCAACGAGACGUACGACUUUAAGAAGCUCCAUGAGGUUGCACAGCUGGUUGUCCGCAACCUGAACCACGUCAUUGACGUCAACUACUACCCUGUGCCGGAGGCCAAGAACAGCAACAUGCGCCAUCGUCCUAUCGGUCUGGGUGUACAGGGACUGGCAGAUGCCUUCCUGGCACUGCGCAUGCCCUUUGAGUCGCCUGAGGCCCGUGAGCUCAACAAGCAAAUCUUUGAGACCAUCUACCACGCAGCUCUGACCGCGUCGUGCGAGCUGGCCAAGAUCGAGGGCACCUAUUCGACGUACGAGGGUUCCCCCGUGUCACAGGGCAUUCUGCAACCCGACAUGUGGGACGUGAAGCCGUCUGACCUGUGGGACUGGGACUCGCUACGUCUGAAGAUUAAGGAGCACGGUGUGCGCAACAGUCUGCUGGUGGCCCCCAUGCCGACAGCGUCAACGUCGCAGAUUCUAGGCAACAACGAGUGCUUCGAGCCGUACACGUCCAACAUCUACUCACGCCGUGUGCUGGCGGGCGAGUUCCAGGUGGUCAACCCCUGGCUGCUGAAGGAUCUCGUUGACAUGGGUCUGUGGUCGGACAACAUGAAGAACCGCAUCAUUGCCGAGGGCGGUUCGAUCCAGAACAUCCCCAACAUCCCAGCCGAUAUCAAGGCUCUCUACAAGACCGUGUGGGAGAUCUCCCAGCGCACGAUUGUGCAGAUGGCGGCCGACCGUGGCGCGUUCAUCGACCAGUCGCAGUCGCUGAACAUCCACAUGCGCGAGCCCACCAUGGGCAAGAUCACGAGCAUGCACUUCACCGGCUGGAAGCUGGGUCUGAAAACGGGAAUGUACUACCUGCGUACGCAGGCGGCCGCCCAGCCCAUCCAGUUCACUGUGGAUCAGCAGGCACUGCUGGUCGCAGACACCAACUCCGGCCGUGAACGUGGUCUCCGGAAGCGGGCGCCACCCGGUGGCACUUACGUCAGCUCGCCGUCCGCGAUGCCACGGUCCUCGCAGGCCCACGGCGCCAAUGGUGCCAGCAGCGCGUCACUGUCUUCCAACGGCCUCCCGACACCGAGCACAUCACCGCCUCCAGCUUCGGGGACUGUCGCGAGUGCCGGUCGCCCACUAGCAUCACCGUCAAAGCCGAAGCCGUUCAAGGCAGACCAGGAGGAGGGCGAGUCGCCAAAGGCGCUGGCUACCGAUCCGAUCGGCAAGCCCAAUAUUGAAGAGCUUGCAGACCCGGCGCUGAACGGUCCCAAGGACCAGAGCGAGGACCUGGACGAGGACAGCCAGGAACGUGAGCACGACAUUUACGCCGACGCAGUCCUUUCCUGCAGCAUUGAGAAUCCCGAGGCUUGUGUCAUGUGCAGCGGUUAG